Messenger RNA from Myzus persicae (green peach aphid), 2614 nucleotides. RefSeq lists its product as uncharacterized. Gene Ontology annotation, molecular function: odorant binding; olfactory receptor activity. The record is from RefSeq and is a predicted model, not a curated record. The transcript is spliced from 6 exons. Gene Ontology annotation, biological process: detection of chemical stimulus involved in sensory perception of smell; sensory perception of smell. NCBI's taxonomy places the organism in Eukaryota, Metazoa, Arthropoda, Insecta, Hemiptera, Aphididae. Gene Ontology annotation, cellular component: plasma membrane. The coding region runs from base 18 to 1268 and encodes 416 amino acids.
CUAAAAGAUAUCAAAAAAUGAAAUGGUUACAAGAUCACGAAGUAGCAAUUAACUUGGCCUUAUUCAAGCGAUACCAAUUUUAUCAUAUAUUCGACCCGAAUGGCUCAAAACUAUUAAGUUAUGACACUUACAAGUUAACAAACGUCAUGUUUAUUGUGGCCGUUACAACUUACAACAUAUUUUCUGCAAUGUGCUUUUUCACAGAUACCGUAAACUCAAUCGACAGUGUUGAUUUAUUACUAAUGAUAUUCAUAUACUCCAUAAUUGUAAUUUCAUUAUUGAAAAUUACCGUUCUUCUAUAUAACGCAGAUCAAAUUUGGGAAUUGUUCGACCUUGCGCGCCUUGAUUUUUUAACAAGUAAACGGUGUCGCAAAAAUAUCGGGAUUCUCAUUAAAUACCGCGAUACAUCGAUAACGAUAACUAACUUGUACCAAAAUUACAGCACCAUAGUAUUCAUCAUAUGGAUGGUUGUCCCGUUGAUAUUAAACACUUUUGUGUUGGUCGAAGGCCCGAAUCAGCGUUAUCAUAACAUUUUCAACAUGCAGUAUCCGGUGUCCGCGAGCAUUUACAAUCGCUAUUAUUACCUAUUUUAUUUAAUGGAAAUAGCAAUGGGAAUAUUCGUUUUAAAUUAUUCGAUGAUCAUUGACAAUUUCCUAAUAUCGUUGUGCUGGGCUAUAAUUGCACAAUAUGAAGUGAUUACCACAGCGUUCGAAAAUAUUGGAAACGACUGCGAACUUGAAAACCUUCAAAACAGAAGAGAAAAUAAAAGUUUUGAAGCAUAUGAGGAUCUCAAAUCAAUUAUAAUGGAUCAGGAGAAAGUGUACAUAAAAUUGAAAUCAUUCUAUCAUGUGGUGUGGAUUAUAGUUAUAUUUCUGAUUAUUAUAGAUUCAGUUUUAUUAAUAAUAUUGACAUAUUCAUUUGUUAUGAUUUGUUCGUCAGCAGAAUCAUUUUCUAUUUUCAACAUACUUAAGAUAUCAACAGCAUUUUUUGUUUUUGUAAUUCAAUUGUACUUAUACUGUUAUUUAUUUGACGUUCUAAAUGAUAAAAAAGAAUCCGUCAACUUUGGAAUAUAUUCUUGUGAUUGGACGAAGAUGGAUAUAAAAUUUAAAAAGUUAUUGUUAUUAACCAUGAAGUUGAAUAAUGCUGAUAAAUUAAAGAUAAAAGCUACACCGAAUAAAAUCGUUAACUUACAACUAUUUUCUAGCGUGAUGACCACAACCUUCAACAUUGUCACGGUCAUGCUCAAAACAAUGAAAGGGAAAAAUUAAUUUUAGUACUAAUGUAAUAUGUAUAAUCUACAAUCGUCUAUGCGCAUAGGCACGUCAUCUUAUAUCACGACACUAUGCCAUCUGAGAGAAGAAGAAUAAUUGUUACCUUAAUGUUUAUCUUCAACAUACGAAAAAUGUUUUAUAGGUAUACCUACCCACGCCUCAAUGCCGCUUUUUUAUUUUCGAAUUCAAUGACUUAGGAUUGGCUUGAAGAGUGUACAUUUUAAAAUAACAAUAACAACUAUGUAUAACUGCACGUCCAUACUGGCUUAAAGUGAGAUGAGUGUCACUCUGCUUUAUUACGUAAAUAAAUUAUUUAAAUAUUUGAUACUCAUUACGUUUUACUAUUUUUUCUUCCAACACCAAAAGCACUAAAUUUGGGUUAUAAUAAAUUAAUAAGUAGGUUUAUUAAAUAUCACUUUACAAAUUUUAUCGUGGGUAAUUUCCAUACACAUCAAUAGUGAAACUGCUUACUGCAGACAACUUGCUAUAAAAUAUAUGAUGACAUAACAAAAAAUAAUCCGAUUUGAUUCUUGAUUCAAAUUGAACACGUCUUGAUUAUCUACUGGCCUACUGGCUACUACACUACUACAGUGAUCUAAUUGACGUCGAAGUAAUAUACUGUGUUCGCUGGAAACACUUAUACAACUUACCUACUUGUACAAUGGUAUAUAGGUAGAUACAACAGAUUAUGAUAGUUCCUGAUUUUUGUUGUUAACUUCUAACGAUUUCUGAACUAGUGACAAAUGUGCUCAAGAUACGAUAUUAAUGAUUGACUGAAAAAUAAUAUUUUGCUGGUGUUGGCUUGGCGUGGCACGAUUACUGCAAUCAGUCACUCAGCGUUACUGAGAGUACGCGCGGUCCGCUACAACUAGUUCCGAGAUGGGUGACCACCGAGGUUCUUAGUGAUGAAAACCUAGCCACAAAUACACGAAAUGGCCUAACGCCUAACCAACCGUACCAAUUCCACAAACGUAACCUCUGAAAUGGUUAUUGGCCAGAGUUCAAUAGUUGAGAGGCUCACGACCAAUAAAAAAAAGUAUUUUGUGGCAACCAAUCUAACAAAACUUGAAACUGUGGUAGCAGUGCAGCACUGCUUCAUUUUGGUUUAGAAGAAUUAAAAACAAUUAUUUCAAAAGAAGUUUAUCCUAAUAUUCAUUCCUUACUUAAAGUAGCCCUGAUACUACCUAUCAGUUCUGCAUCGUGUGAACGAUCUUUCUCAGCCAUCAUGCGUCGAAUCAAAAACUGGACUAGAACAUCUAUGACACAAGAUCGUUUCGGUAAUCUUCCUAUAUUGCACAUCGAGAGAGAUAUUGUUAAUAAUCUUAACCUCGAUAUUAUACUAG